Thunnus maccoyii (southern bluefin tuna) is the source of this 4147-nucleotide messenger RNA. RefSeq names its product UPF0524 protein C3orf70 homolog B. The record is from RefSeq and is a predicted model, not a curated record. Bases 630 to 1499 code for a protein of 289 amino acids. NCBI's taxonomy places the organism in Eukaryota, Metazoa, Chordata, Actinopteri, Scombriformes, Scombridae. The transcript has 2 exons.
UUCCAAAACAUUUUAUUAAUUAAUCGCAGGUAAAUGCAUGAUAAUUUUAAAAAAAUCAUGUUUUAGGAAUCUGAUUAAACCAAGAUAAUUAGCAGAUAUUCCGAUUGUGGCCCAUGCGUGAAUAUAUUUAGGUGAAAUAGAGAGUGUAGUCCUUUCAGAUGCAGACCCUGGUGUUUUGAAGUUUUUUUAGAGGGGCUGAUGAAAGCCUGGGUGUGUGUUUGAAGUGCGCAGAGCAGCUGGCUUUGUGUUUGUGGACUCCUCCCGUUAUGUGAUGAAGUUCAGAUGCGCGCCGUUGUUCCGUACGCGCGUCACCAGCGGACAGAGGAGCUUCCCGACGCCAGGGGAGAGGAUGGAGAGAUGUGUGGAUCACGACUACAGGAGGCUUUGAAUAUGACAUUAACACCUCGCUAAUUGAUACUCUCCUACUUUUACAGGAUAUUCUACCACAAUUUGCAGGAGCUGCUUUGAGAUCCAGCGCUGUCGUACGCGUCUGUCUUCCCCCCCACCCCCCAGUUGAACAGCUUCCUGGGCUGCGUGGACCGUAAACCUCGCCUCGGUCCCUCGCGGUCAUGUUAUAAUUUACUCGGACGAAUUUUUUUGGUUUGUUUUUAAAUUCAGGAAAUGUUGGCAUGGCCGCCUCAGGAGCACAGAGGUGUCCGAAGAGUGAGAAGUUGGACGAGGCGCAGGCUUUGGCCAAGAGCUGCGCGGGGAGACCAGACUUCCUGCCUUGUGAUGGACUCUCCAUCUGCGCUACGCACAGCCACGGGAAGUGCUUCAAACUGCACUGGUGCUGCCACUUGGGCUGGUGUCACUGCAAGUAUGUGUACCAACCCAUGACCAAUGUGUGCCAGCUGCCUAGCACAGCCGUGCCGCCUGUCGGGACAGAGUACAGUAACACCAUCGACCUGUCUGUCUCUCUGGCUGAGCGCUUCCUUAAGCUCGCCCCCUGCUUUAAGUCCCCGCCUCACCUGGAGUCGCCCAAGUACUGCGUCAUCGCAGACCUGUUUGUGGACGACUACAUCGUCAAACGCAUCAACGGAAAGAUGUGCUACGUGCAGCGUCCACUGCCUGCAUUACCCGAACCGCCUCAUGCUCCCACCCCUCCCCCACCUACUCCCGCUACACCUCAGAUGCCCCAAAAUGCCACUCAGCCUCGGCAAACAGUCAAGCCCACACCGCCAAUCCAACACGCACCUGCGCCGCCACCAGUCCAACAGGUGUACAUUGAGCACAAACACCCCUCCCCCUUGGACAAGAUAAAGGGCACCAAAAUGGACCACUGCUCCUCUCCGUCCAGCUCCGAGGACUCCGGCAUCAACGCGCUGGGUCUGCACUACCUGGAGUCCUGUGAGGAGGAGAGCGAGGAGGAGGAGGAUGACGAGUUGAGCACAGAUGGAAACUCCAGCCCCAGCAGCCUCUGGGAUCAGGACGACUGUUCUCUGCUCUCCCCCUCCAAGUCAAUGAUAGAGAUCAUCGAAAAGAUUGAAACAACUGUGUAGCUGACAAGGUGUUGAUAUGGACACUGACUAUGAGGGAGUGUGAUGCACGGAGCAACAUCAUAUUAGUGAGAACAACACUCCAGGAUGUGUUUUAGACGGAACAAUAGGAAACAAACCCCCUUCAAACACUUGAGCAGGGCUUUGUCGGGUUGUUUUGAGUCAAAUUUGUUUUCCUGCAGGUGGCUGAGGACUGUACACCUGCACUCACACGCAGCCUCUCCUCUGUUCACAUCCCCUGCAUGGAGUGAAUUUCUGCAACUUUUUACAACAAAGGAGAAAGCGGAAGCACAAGAAUAUCAAGCACAUGCACAGUGGACCAAAUGAUACAUGCUAAUUAUACCAUGAAAAAUCUAAAAUCCAGAAGGAAUCAUUAAAAGGUGCACUUCCGUAGGAGGAAAGUGAGAGAAAAAGUGAGACUUUUGUGUGAGAUUUCUCCGUAGGUAUAUAUUACUGGAGCUAAAUAAUGUGUGAAUAAAGGUGGUAUAAGUAGGUUUCUUGAUGAUAAUAAGCAGUUAGGUAAUUCUCAGUGUUCUCCAGUUGUCAAUCUGGCAGUCAGACUUUAUUCUAAUUCAACAUUCAAGUGGCAGAUAAGGCAUUUCUUGUUCUCUGGUCAGUGGCUCCACCCACAUAUAUUAGUAAUUCUGAAAUUUCAGCACAAUAACUACGAGGCCAGCUACCUCUCAUGGGCCUAAAGCACAGCAACCUUUAAACCUGUUAAUUACUCAGCUCCGAGCUGCUGAGACACACCUCCAUUUAUCAUGUUAAAAAGAUUUUUGGCUGUACUUCUCUGCACUUUAUUGACACCAACACAAGUGGUAGGUAGGUAUAGGUCAGUGUUUGACAAUCAAGGAUUACACAGAAGCACAUUCCUAUGCUGUACCUGCCAGUAAGGACCAAGGAUACUCUUAAUACUUUCUAAAAACAUUAAUCAGCACCAGACACCUUUUCUGGUCAAGCUGAACUGAACUGCAGUGCUGUUCAAGGUUAAAUGGAGCCUGAAGCAAAACAUGACUUGCAUUGACCUCUAUUAGAUUAAAUCCAAUAGAGGUCAAUGCAAUAGAGGUUAAAUUAAAUAGCAUUGACGUGUAUCUGGCAUAGAUAAGCCGUUUUCAUAUAUGAACUCAGGAAAGAGUUCAUUCCAGAGAAUCAGGUCUGGACAUUUUCAAAGUUGCCCUUUCACACAUGUAGCACACAUCAUGAAAUUGUCCGUGUCAUGUGACGCAUUUUCAUUUGUUGGAAAUACUCCGUUUGGUUUAGGCGAGGGGUGCAGAGGGCAGGACAUGAGUAUGACAGAAGAAUGCUGCAGUUGUAAUUCAGCAUUUUUAAGCUUUUCACCAGAAAUAAAACUGCUCUUAUUUGACGAGAAAUAACAGAAAGUCUUCUCACCCAUUAGCACUAGCUUCACAGCAGAGCAACCAGGCCCAGUCAAAAUAAUGCAGCUUAGCUGGCCUGUUGUGCUUAUUCAGCACUGGUCGCAUGUGUAAAAUAACGGCUGUGCAUGAGAGGGGAGUUAACUGCUGGAAAUCAAAGACGUAUUUAAGUUUAUGUUCUGCUUGUUCAACAGUUGUUGGAUAAAUUUCUUGUACUGUCUCCCUUACUGCCGGAUUUUGUUGCACUUACAGUAGCGAGCAGUUGUAGCCUUCUUGCUCCGGAGAAUUCACUGCUGUAUUCACACACGGGCUCAGUCGGACAUUACACAGACUUUGUACUAAGGAGCUGGCAGGGUAAAGUCCGUUUAAUGUCCGGUCCGAUUGAUUCGGACAUUCGAGUUCACACAUACAGCUCCUCUGGGUAACAUCUGGAAAAUUUCAGGUUGCAGUGCAUGUGUGAAAGGGGCUCUACAGUAGCCUGAACUUUACAUAAGUAGGAGUCACAUCGUCACAACAGAGACUAGUAAGACACCCAGUGAAGGGGGAAUAUAUCUAAUAUUUACGUAUAAACUUACAUUAUAAUAAAACAGCAUUAUUAUUUGCUUUUUCGGCUUCGGAGUGAAACGUCUUGUGAUGCCAGCUGAAAGGGGAGUCUUGGAAAGGUGUGCAGGCUAGGCUAGACUAGUGUGUCACAGUUACUUUGUGCUACGGGGGCAGUCAAAAUGUCACUUAAUGCACCUUUAAAGCGAGAUUACAGUACAGAAUAGGAUGCUGAAUACGUGUUGUGAUGUAUUGAUGGACAUAAUGUUAUAAGAAAUGCACUCAAAUAUGAAACGAAUAGGACAGCCCCUUAUUAGUCAGUUAGUAAAAUGAAGCUGGGCUACGUUAAAUAUCUUUUUUAGUCUUUUAAUUUUCUUUUUUAAUGUUUAAAGAGUUAUUUCCUGGAGAGUUAUGAACAAAAAUCACUCAAAUGUUCACAAAUAUGUAUUGCUACAAUGCUACAAACACUAGGUGUAAAAAAAAGGAAAAAAAGAGAAGAAAAAGUCAUUUUGCAUGAAGUCCCUCAUGUCAAAAAAUGAUUCAGUAACUAAAUUGUGAUUCAGAGUGUUCAAAGAGCAGAUACAUCCUAUAUCUGUUAUUCAAUAAAAUGUUUUCUAUUCAGGGACAACCCUUGACAUUACACACUGAACACAGUCCCUCUUAAUGAAGGUUAAAACAUCUCUUAUGUUCUUAUUAUUGUUAUAUUAUUUUCAUAUGAAUAAAUCUUAAUGAAACUCA